Messenger RNA from Alternaria atra, 2070 nucleotides. RefSeq lists its product as uncharacterized. The transcript has 6 exons. NCBI's taxonomy places the organism in Eukaryota, Fungi, Ascomycota, Dothideomycetes, Pleosporales, Pleosporaceae. Gene Ontology annotation, biological process: regulation of DNA-templated transcription; DNA-templated transcription. The coding region runs from base 1 to 2070 and encodes 689 amino acids. Gene Ontology annotation, molecular function: DNA binding; DNA-binding transcription factor activity, RNA polymerase II-specific; zinc ion binding. The record is from RefSeq and is a predicted model, not a curated record.
AUGAGCCUGCAACGUAUUGUGGGCGCAGGAGCAUGCGAAGCUUGUCGCGGCCGCAUCACAAAGUGCUCGAUCGAACGUCCCCAGUGCUCAGAGUGCCGGAAGCGGCACACGCCAUGCAACUACACUCAGCCCUCGGUCCGGCCCGUCGCUGCCAGGCGCAGAUACCGUGGUCAGAUGCAGUUUCACCCCCAACAUGCACUCGAGCACAUCUUGGCCCACCUGCGCUCCCAGCCCCGUGGUGUCGCCCACGAUCUCCUUGGCCAACUUCGUCGCGGCACCGAUGUGAAUACCGUCCUGCGCUUCAUCGAGUAUGGCAGCCUCCGCCUGCAGCUCAUGCUGGUCCCAGACACGACGUACCAGUUCACCUCGCCAUAUCUUGCUGACAUGAUGCCGCUGUUUGACGAUACUGACAACCCCUACCUAACCUCCAGGCUGUACAAGGCUCUCUCGCAACAAACAGCCCACCACGGUACCGAAAUACGGGAGCAGACGUACCACGCCAUCUACCAUGUGCCGUAUCCCGGCGCCCGCAUGUACGAUCCGCGCCUAUCUCCAGAUCUGCUGAAACCGUCCAAGUGGACAUCGAUAAGCGACGACGACGUCUUCCUCACUAACCUUCUCGAGGUUUACUUCCUGUACGAGUUCCCAUUAUGGCCGUGUUUCCACAAGGAUCACUUCCUCGAUGAUAUGAUCGCCGGAAGGACUGAUUACUGUUCAACGCUUCUUGUCAAUGCCAUUCUCACGGCAGCUUGUCAUGGCUUGUCCACGCUUCCUCAAAGGUCUGAGUUCUGGAACCCCAACACCUAUAGCUACCGGUGUAUGGCCAAAACUAGACAGUCAUGGGAGCUAGAACAGUCACAGACUGCAUGUAGCAUUACAUCUGUCCAAGCAGCCACCAUCCUAGGCCGAGUAUACUUCGCCAACGGCAUGGACAAAAUGGGUUGGACCAUGUGGUCUCAUGCCCUAGCGCUUGCGGAUAGGCUAGACUUAUUUGAUAAGACCGCCAAAUACAAAAACGAAAAAGAACGCGUUUCCAGAACCAUCACAGCCUGGGGCAUCUUUUCACAGCAAGCGUUCUCUUGCUUCUACCUCAUGAAGUCACCAUUGGCGCGAAUUCCGCCCGAAGAUGGCUUACCCGAUUAUCGAGACGCACACCACUUCUUUGGCGAAAUUUGGGUGAAAUACCCUCUUGCGACAAACCUGACCCCCAUUUAUCUUGGCCAGACUUUCCUGGCGCUCAUCAAGCUUAGAUACAUCAUGAAUGACAUAGCUGGAAAGGCUCUCCCAGAGGACAACGCACAGAACAGUCUUGAUCUUCAGCAAGCCGGCCGCUAUCAUGCUAUGCUGAUUCAAUGGUUCCGUGAUCUGCCGAGGCCGCUGCAGCCACAGAAUGCAGCCAUGCCAACACAGCUUCUCCUACAUAUGCAGUUCCAUAACCUUGUUACCAUGACUUUUCAGCCGUUCCUGGAACACGAGACGUCUUUCAACAUGCCCAACAAUAGGGGGGCUUUCCAGGAGUAUGCUGGCUUUAGUCCGAACCGAUUGUAUACCGCCUCCAAAGCGAGCCUCCAGACGCUUCUUCACAUGUUCUACCACCGUCACGGCUUCGACGCAUACUACAUAUUCCUGCUCCAAGUCCUCGUUCAGCUAGGCUUUGACUCAAUAGAGCGUCUGCGCUCCCCGGAAGCGCAACAAAAGCAUUUCCCGACCAUAAUGAAAGCUACAAGAGCCACCCUGAUACUGUGCGCCAAGGGCUUGCGUGACCAAGGCCGUAACUUCUUCCUAUCCGAACUUGUAUUUCGCAUUCUGCGCGACAAGAUGAAUCCUGUGGAUGUCAAGCUGCUCAAGGACUGGGCGCAAAUCAAGAACGAAGAUAGGAGGGAGCAAUCGAUGACGGAACAUAUGCAUGGCGAGUACCCUGUAAACGUAGAGUCCAUUACCUCAGAUCCGAGCGAACGACGUCUGAAUCGGCUAUUGCAGUCCAUGGGUAACCUCAAGCUUCCCAACGAUACUGCUGAACAAACUCAGCAAGAGAGGGCAUCUAGGACGUGGCGAAGCAUUGUGUUUUGA